Molecule: messenger RNA, 2847 nt
Organism: Cercospora beticola
Lineage: Eukaryota; Fungi; Ascomycota; Dothideomycetes; Mycosphaerellales; Mycosphaerellaceae
Biological process (GO): metal ion transport; transmembrane transport
Cellular component (GO): plasma membrane
Molecular function (GO): magnesium ion transmembrane transporter activity; magnesium ion binding; cobalt ion binding
Source: RefSeq, a predicted model, not a curated record
AUGCGUCGAGAGCAAGAACGUCUCGAGCGAGAACGUCUCGAAAAGGAACUCCAGGCAGAGAGGGAACUUCUCAAAAGGGAGCGAGAAAAGACACUCCGUGAGAAAGAACUCUGGGAAUAUGCGCGUAAGUCUAAUGUUACGCGAGAAUCCGACGAGGAAGAGGAUGAGAGCGUCGAUGAAUCAUCAUCGGAUGUUUCAGGAUCCGAGUUCGAUUUCGAUACCAGCUUCCUUCCCUCGAUCAAGACAGACGAUUCCAUGGACCUUGACGCCCUUUCCGCAGGAUCUGGCAAUGGAAAUUCAGAUCACAGUCAUCCUCGUGGCGAGGCACAGAGGCUCGGUCCAGUGCAAGAGAGGUACAUCGUGUCAACAAAAUGGCAAGGAAGCACUUUCGACGAAACCGAAUUCGGAGCUGAAAUCCAGGUCUUGUCCACUCCUCCCGCGAAGAAAGCUCAACCACCUAUGCUUCGCUGGAUACAUCUAGAGCGUGCAAUGCCGUCCUUCGAAGAGUUCGAAUCAGCUGUCCAAAAGCUACUAGUAGUACCCCAAAAGCAGAAGCGGCACGUCAAUCAAUUGCUCAGGAAACUGCAAAGGAACAACGAGCAGCAGCGCCAGCAAGGUCGAGAAAUGAAGGCGUUUUGCGAAGCCGAUGUUGAUCUCGAAGAGCGCGGCGCGGAAACUCAACAGACGAGUUCAGUCUGUGCUUUAAGCAUUCCGUUCUUCAGCUUAGAGAAGUCUCUUGUCGCGCAGAUUGCCUCUCUGUCGAGUGGCUCACCAGAACAUCCUCCGCGACCGCUAGUACAGACUCAUUCUCGAAUGCUGAAUGAAGCUCGUGAGCGUGCUCAGGCGGUCACUACACUUCCGUCCACUCCGCAAGGCCACUAUCUGCAUGUAUCACAUUUGUGGUGUCUACUCGUCAACGACGAUACCCUAAUCACUUGCAGCAGACCAUCCUUGAACCAGGUAGGAAAGGAUCUCACAUUCGUGAACGGCAGCAAAGAGAAGACUGCGCAGAACUGGAUUGACCUACGUGUUGGAGAUUCACGAAGAUGGCGACUUCCUGCCAGUACAGUGCACUCAGUGCCCAAGUUUUCCUCGCUGCUUAGCGAGAGUAUAUUGGAUUUCAUGUUCGAGAAAUCCUACGCCGCAUUGAAAUAUCGUGGAAAGCCGGUUGAUUACAGUAAUUGGGAUGGUCUCCUCGAUGACAGCUUCAAGAGUGGCACAGAAUUGCAUGUGAAAAGAGCUUACCCGAGCUAUCGUCGAACGAAGCAAUUCGAGACACUCUUCAAUUACAAGCAUGCGAUGGGCUUGUACAAGCUUCUGCAAGGCCAUGGAAGCGAGGCCACUGGGAGUACAGUCUCAGAGGAGCACGAGCGCUGGCUUACCAACUUGUGGCAAGAGUUCCGGAACAUGAAGAUCUGCAUGCGUAGUGCCCAAGGCUCUUCAGACGCACUGGCAGGCUUGGCUAAAGGCAUGCACCAGUCGCUCUCUUCGGCGAAACACAAAGUAGCUCGCAGCAGCUACCUGAGUUGUGGCGAAGCAACACUAGAAGACAUUCAAGGCUGGCUUAAGCAACAGGAGACCGCCGCUACCGAAGACAAUUUGAAGCUCAUGACGAAAGCCGAACGUCUCGUCCGGCUGCACAAGAUACUAAUCGCAACCCUGUCCCAAGGUCUCUUCGGAUUCUUCUGGCCUAUGGAGUUCGAUCAUGUUAUUGUACGGAAGUUCUGGGGCGCACUGAAAGAGCUGCUAGAAGACGAAACGUUCUAUGGAAAUGGCAUCAGCGACAGAAGGAAGGACAUCGAAAUGAUGCAAGGAUUUCUUCACGAACUUUGUGUGAUCGCGUGUUUGAAGCAAUUCUACCUGGCCUGGCUGCAUAUUCUUAGUGCAUUCACAAUCGCUGCAAAGGCCAAGCUUGGGAAAGGCUAUUACGAUAAUUGGGAGGAACCGAACAACCGCUUCCGCAGCGCCAAAGAGGCGCUAGAAGAAGGUGAAAAGGCACUGGUCUUGCGUCUGCGAAGAGACGAUAUAGAGGAUUUCGAAGUCUGCUCUUCCCGAGGAAUAGUCUCACUCAUGCUGGACUGUGUGACUCGAGAUUUCGUGAAUGGCAAACCGGAUGUGGCGCAGACGUAUAGCGACUAUUGCAGACAGCUCGAAGCAAAAAUAGUCGCCGACCCACUAACGCGAUCUCAUCAAGAGACGUUGCGCGGACUACAACAAGAGAUUGAAGCUGUCACCACAAUCCUCAAUCAGCAGCUUGAUGUCUUGAACUCCUUUGAAUCCAGCGUCAGAGAUCUCGACUGCAAUAGCCAGAUUCCUGAUCUACCUCUACUUGGGACGUCUAGACAGGAACUGGUGUUACGUCAAUGCAAAGCGCACAUCAGCGGCAGGCUGGACCUGUUCGAAGCUUUACAGGGCCGUGCCAGCGAACUUGGGGAAUGGCACUUGAGCGAAAUUCACAUUAACAAAGACCGACAAGAGGCUGCUAUUUUGGUCUUCACCAUCGUGACCAUCAUCUUCCUGCCACUCUCGUUUGUGAGCUCCGUGUUUGGAAUGAAUACCGUGGACAUUCGAGACAUGGCGCAAGGACAAUGGGCAUACUGGGCAGCUGCUGCGCCGUUGACAAUUAUUGUCGUUGCUGUGAGUCUUUGGUUUGCAGGCGCUUUCGACAACAUCAGCUUCUGGUUCGCGCGUUCGGCAAAAAGAAACAAUGCUGGAUAUCACCAGUUGCCUGAACCUGCCACAUUGAGGACUGAGAAGAUCGAGCCGAAGACGUAUCAGGAUCCAAAAGUAUUACUUUCUGCACCUCGGAGGCGGACGACUUAUCCUACCAAACACUCAUACCGCUAG